Messenger RNA from Strongylocentrotus purpuratus (purple sea urchin), 1139 nucleotides. Its product is annotated as phospholipase A2. Gene Ontology annotation, molecular function: calcium ion binding; phospholipid binding. Gene Ontology annotation, biological process: lipid catabolic process; arachidonate secretion; phospholipid metabolic process. The transcript is spliced from 5 exons. NCBI's taxonomy places the organism in Eukaryota, Metazoa, Echinodermata, Echinoidea, Camarodonta, Strongylocentrotidae. The record is from RefSeq and is a predicted model, not a curated record. Bases 192 to 917 code for a protein of 241 amino acids.
UGCUCGAACGGAAACUAAGUAUACAUGGGGCAGUACACGAAUGCACCAAAUAAGGUACAACAAGUCUAGUGUAAAGCUCAUGAUAGUUUUAUCAAAAGAAGCAAAUACAAUAACUCCAUUGAACCAAGUCCAGGAUUGAACCAUAUAAAAUCACAUACGAGGCGGCUUGGUCUUCGAAUAUGCCAACGUAGAUGUCGUGGAAAAAAGGGACAUUACGAAGAAUGGACCUGAAGACGUUAGUAUCAGUUAUUCUCUUAAUGCCGAUCUGCUUGUCAUGGGCCCAUGAAUUAGGUCCGUCUCAUGGUGGUUCUCCCUUUCUCAGUCGACCCCGGCGCAACCUUCUGGAGUUCAGCGCUAUGAUCUCAUGCGCCACCACUCGCUCUAGCUUGGAUUACAUCUCAUACGGCUGCCACUGUGGGUAUGGUGGUAGCGGCAUCUCGGUGGAUGUAUUAGACAGCUGCUGUGAGGCCCAUGACAACUGUUAUGAGCGCAUCACAAACAAUUUCGACGGUCAGUGCAACGUGUAUUAUUCUUCAUACAAGUAUAGCUUACGUGACUGCCUCACUACUGGAAAUUCGGACCCUCAAAUAGAAUGCAACGGUACUUUGAACACCCAGUGCCUGCAGGAACUGUGUGAGUGCGACAGAACAGCCGCAUUCUGCUUCGCUGGAGCGAGUUACAGUGCAGAGUACAGGAACUACGACAAGGCUACGCAUUGUCAAGAUCCCAAUCCAACUCCAAACCCAACUCUGAGAACUGGUCCUAGUCCAAGUCCUAGUCCUAGUCCUAGUCCAAGUUCUAGUUCUAGUCCAAGUUCUAGUUAUACUCACAAAACGAGUGCAGGUCCUCAGUAUUACUCACACUUUAUCCGAAUGGGGUGGAUGAUCUGCAUAGCCCUUGCAUAUGUAAUGAGCUAGAUUUUGACCUUUAACCCUCAGGUUUGUCAGGACGGUGCAUUUUUAGAUUUGCCAAUGGUUUGUUUGUUUGUUUGUUUGAAGUUUUUUUGGGGGAUGCACUCUAUCCUCGGACAUUAUUGUAUUACUGUAAACAGAAAAGUUAUUGCCCUUGGAAUUGAUAACCAGUGUCAGGUGCGGAUCUAGCUUUUUGCCAAGGGGGAGGGGGGUUGACCCAGUGGCGGA